AUGGAUCAAACUGUAGUACCAAUUAUCAAGUUGAAUGGAGAAAACUGGAUAGUUUGGAAAUUUCAAACCUCAGUCAUUCUAAAAGGGCGAGGUUUAUACGACAUAGUGGAAGGUCAAAAACCAAGAUCGUCGGUAGUACAGGAACAGGAAGACUGGGAUAAAAGGGAUGCAAAAGCUCAAGAAAUUUUGCAAAGAUUCUUUAUGCCAGAGUUUGGAGAGUCAGUGUCAACAUAUAUAUCACAGUUGGAAGAGAUCAGAAAUAAGCUAAAGCAAGCAGGACAUACAGCCAAACAGUAUAAGAAAAAUGAAAACUCGAAAAUGAAUAUGAGAAAUUGCAUCCAUUGUAAGAAGUUAGGCCAUGCAAGUGAAAACUGUUGGUUUCGAAAAACUAAAGAGAACGAAAAAGAUAAAGAAAUAAAACAGGAUAAAGAGACAGAAAACAAAUCUAAGGUUAAUGCAUUUAUAGGAGAUAACAGAUCAAGUAAUUCUAAGGAUUGGUUUAUGGACACUGGAGCAAGUGAACACAUGUGUAACGACAAGAAGAUGUUUCAGAUAUUUUGUGAAAGGCAAGAAAUCAAGAAAAUAAAAAUAGAUAAUAGAACUUUACUAGAUGUUAAAGGAAAAAGUACUGUUGUGUUGUAUGCAUGGACUGGAUCAGAUUUCAUUAAAACGUUUUUGUCCGACGCUUUGUACGUACCUGAUCUAAAAUUCAACUUGUUCUCUGUCGGACAUGCAAUGGAUAAAGGUUAUCAAUUAAUUACAAAUAGUAAAUACUGCGAGUUUGUAGAUAGAGAAG
This is a messenger RNA of Trachymyrmex cornetzi, 796 nucleotides long. RefSeq lists its product as uncharacterized. The transcript has 3 exons. The record is from RefSeq and is a predicted model, not a curated record. Lineage: Eukaryota; Metazoa; Arthropoda; Insecta; Hymenoptera; Formicidae. The annotation marks the transcript as partial.